This is a messenger RNA of Caenorhabditis elegans, 1052 nucleotides long. It is a transcript of the gene str-124, whose product is annotated as Serpentine receptor class r-10. Gene Ontology annotation, biological process: detection of chemical stimulus involved in sensory perception of smell. The transcript is spliced from 7 exons. Lineage: Eukaryota; Metazoa; Nematoda; Chromadorea; Rhabditida; Rhabditidae. Bases 1 to 1020 code for a protein of 339 amino acids. The record is from RefSeq and is marked reviewed. Gene Ontology annotation, cellular component: ciliary membrane.
AUGAAUGUGAAGGAAGUCAUUCAAAUCAUACAGUAUAGCGGAUUUGUUUCUGCUCAAAUUAUUAAUGUCGUUCUUCUAUACUUAUUGUUUUUCAAAGCAAACAAAAAACUUGGAAAAUACCGUGUUCUAAUGAUUGUUUUCUCCAUUUUUGGUAUGAUGUACUCGUUGAUCGAGGUUUUGACAUUUCCGGUUAUGUUCUGUAAGGGGAGAUCGUUGUCUAUCUGCUCGGAUGGGCCUUUUACUUUAAAGAAAUCAAUUGGAUUUCCAUUGAUAGCUGUGUACUGUGCCUCAUUUGGAAUGUGCAUAUCUUUAUUGGCUCUUCAUUUUUACUACCGAUACAUUGCAGUCUGCAGACCUGACAAACUUUUCUACUUUGACGGAAACCGCAUCUUAUAUUGCCUGUCUCCGUGCUUUCUGAUUUUCUUCGUUUGGACAUUAAAUGUAUUUCUGUUUAUGAAACCAGACCAAGAAAAAGAGGAUUAUUACUAUGAUGUUUUAAUGGAUGGCUACGGCAUAGACUCCCACAAAGUUUCAUUCUUAUCAAUGAUGUAUAAGUCACCAGACACUGAUACCACGCCAGCCCAUUGGAAUCUUUUUCAACUUUUUGGCCUAGCAAUUUGUUGUGUUAUUAUGACGUCAUGCUUCUCAAUAAUCAUUUUUUGUGGCUUCAAAUCUUGGAAACAAAUGAAAAACUGCACAACUCAAAUGAGCAAGAAAACUAGAGAACUUAAUCGCCAGCUUUUCUUAACACUCGGAAUACAGACGCUGCUCCCAUUGAUAACAAUGUAUCUACCUGGCGGAUGUUUCAUUCUUCUCCCGGCUUUUGGAAUAGAGCUUGGAGCUAAUGCCAACCAAACUGGAGCGUUCAUUGGAGUAUAUCCUGCUCUAGAUCCCUUUAUUGCAAUAUUUUUAAUCAAAGACUUCAGAAACUAUGUUUUCUGUAAAUCACUCAAACUCAGCAGAAUAUCAACAGCUACCGAAAACACUAAAAAAUCCCAAUCAAAUAUGAAUGCAUUAUAAUACUUUUAAACUUUAUUAUUUAUUGUAUAGAA